Messenger RNA from Fusarium venenatum, 1617 nucleotides. Its product is annotated as major facilitator superfamily domain-containing protein. Gene Ontology annotation, molecular function: transmembrane transporter activity. Gene Ontology annotation, biological process: transmembrane transport. Gene Ontology annotation, cellular component: membrane. The record is from RefSeq and is a predicted model, not a curated record. Lineage: Eukaryota; Fungi; Ascomycota; Sordariomycetes; Hypocreales; Nectriaceae.
AUGUCGACCGAAAAAUACCCCGAAGACCUCAAACAUACAUCGUCUAUUCAAGACGGUACUAUAAACGAUGUAUCGACCGCCGAAGCCCUGACUUUGUGUCAUAAUGCAGAGGAUAUUGAGACAAGUCCCGAACUCGCGCGCGCUUUGAGAUGGAAGCUGGAUCUUCGACUUAUGCCGCUUUUGUGCUUCACUUAUGCUUUGCAGUCUAUUGAUAAGAACACCAUCAGUUAUGCAGCUGUGUUUGGUCUUAGAGAGGAUAUCGGUCUAAAAGGGAAUGAAUUCUCUUGGACUGGAGCGAUUUUCUAUCUGGGAUAUCUGGUGUGGGAGUUUCCUACGAGUAUGUUUUUGCAAAGAUUUCCGAUUAAUUACUUUAUGUCGGGAACAGUGAUUGCUUGGGGUGCUGUUCUCAUGGCUCACGGGGCAGUCCACUCUUUCCCAGCCCUAGCAGCAGUCCGAACCCUCCUAGGCGCGUUAGAAUCAGCUAUCAACCCAGGAACUAUGCUUCUCUUCAGCAUGUACUACAAACGAAGCGAGCAACCUCUACGAAUGGGUAUAUGGCUUGGAUCAGCUGGCCUUGGCUAUAUCAUCGCUGGAAUCGCCAGUUUUGGUAUCGGCCAUACUAGUUCAUCGUUGACAUCGUGGCGACUGCUCUUCAUCAUCUGGGGUUCUAUCACCGUUGCCUGGGGUAUUAUUCUUCUCUUUUGUCUACCCGGCGCCCCGAUGCGAGCAAAGUUCCUUACACCAGAUGAGAGAGCCCGUGCUAUCGCGAGAGUGAAGGAGAAUGGAACGGGUAUUGAGAAUAAGCAUUUCAAGAUGCCGCAGUUUUGGGAGGCUAUGUUUGACCUCAAGACUUGGUUGUUGUUUUUGUUCGCUGUUACGAGUAAUUCGCCCAACGGUGGUCUAUCUGCUUUCCAAGGUCUCAUUAUCAAAGGUGCUGGCUUCAGUACACUUACUACGACACUAUAUCAGAUGCCUUCGGGUGCAGUCCAGUUGGUUGUUUGUGUUUUAGCCUGCUGGGGAGCUUCAACUAUCAAAAACUCCCGAAUCCCAAUCAUGCUACUCGCUCUGACUCCUUUCCUCGCCGGCGUCCUCGGUCUUCACUUUAUCCCCCACAGCGACGCCUACGCUCGCCUCGCAUGUCUUUGGAUGUCCUUCUCCUACACUGCAACAUGGACUUUGAGUAUGGCCGUUUCAGUGGCCAAUACCGCAGGAUACACAAAGAAAAUCACGACCAAUGCGAUACUACUUAUUGGUUACUGUCUCGGUAAUUUCGUCGGUCCGUUUUUCUUCAAGACUGAUCAAGCGCCGACGUAUGAGCUUGGCGUGGCAAUGAUGUUUACGUGCAUCGCCAUCCAGGUGGCAAGUCUUGUCGGACUUUGGGUAUUGUUUUGGAUGAGAAAUAGAUCUCGAAGGGAAUAUCAUACAGAGGGAGAUGAAAACCAGAGGAGAGGAUGGGAAAUGGGAUUGUUGGACAAGACGGAUCUUGAGAAUAAGCAUUUUCAAUACAGUCUUAAUCAGCAGGGGAACAUCCGAUGCUCAAGGAUCACUGAGAAUGCCAAGAUACAGAUGGUUACAUACGGCUAUCGUUGGGUGCGACCAGUUCAGUUCAUCCCUUAA